Molecule: messenger RNA, 1044 nt
Organism: Pestalotiopsis fici W106-1
Lineage: Eukaryota; Fungi; Ascomycota; Sordariomycetes; Amphisphaeriales; Sporocadaceae
Exons: 1
Coding region: 1-1044 (347 amino acids)
Source: RefSeq, a predicted model, not a curated record
AUGCCGGUGAACUAUCAUGAGUUACAGGAUGAAAAGGUCGUUGAAUUACCCACAUCAUACGCGACAUGUAGCAUUGGAUAUAAGCCAGAGUCACAUACUCUGCCACUCAAAUUCAAGGCCAUUGCAGAUGCCGGGUUCGAGGCAAUCGAGCUGUCAAUGCCCGAUAUUCUGACCUAUGGAAAACAUCUCAACGGACAUGAACCCCACGAAAAGGAUUAUGACUCACUGGUAGAAAUUGGCAAGGAGAUCAAAACCCAGGCAGAGGAGCAUCAUCUCAAGAUCCUGAUGCUACAGCCAUUUGCCAACUUUGAGGGAUGGCCUAGGGAGAGCAAGGAGAGGCAGGACGCCUUUGAUCGUGCCAGGGGAUGGAUGAGAAUUAUGGAGGCUGUUGGGACUGAUAUGCUGCAGAUCGGUUCUACGGAUGCUCCGUCAAAAAUCUCGUCAGACUUUGAUGAGCUUGCUGCAGAUCUUGCAGAACUGGCAGAUAUAUUCGCCGAAAAAGGAUUCCGGAUUGCCUAUGAGAAUUGGUGCUGGGCUACGCAUGCUCCAGGUUGGAAAGAUGUUUGGAAUAUUGUCCAAAAGGCUGACCGACCAAAUAUCGGCUUAUGCCUCGACACUUUUCAGAGCGCUGGCGGCGAAUGGGGAGAUCCAACAACCAAGUCGGGAAAGGUUGAGGAUUUGUCUGCAUCUGCUCUGGAAGAGAGAUGGAAAGAGAGUCUGAAUAUGCUAUCCUUGCAUGUUCUUCCGGAAAAGAUCUAUCUCCUCCAAAUCUCGGAUGCGUACAAGGUCGAACCUCCGCUCGAGGCCAAGACGAAUGCUGAUGGUCUGCGCCCUCGUGGCCAGUGGAGUCACGAUUAUCGACCGCUUCCUUACGACGGUGGUUAUCUACCCAUUAACGAUUUUCUCCACGCCGUGCUUCGCACAGGCUUCCGAGGAUAUCUGUCCAUGGAAGUGUUCGACGAAGAGGGCCAGCAAAGGUGUGCGGAUAUGGGAGCCUAUGCGAAGAAGGCCAUGGACUCUCUGCAGAAAAUGGUAUCACAAUAA